ACUGAGAAGUUCUGUGGGGACGCCGGCCAGGGCGGGGCUGGGAACUGGCUGAAGUACAUCCGAGUGUCCUGCUCCUGCGCCGAGCAGAACCUGGCUGUGUGCCACAUCAACGAGCAGGUCUAUUAUAAAGUUAUUAAAGAGAUUGAGCCGGGGGAAGAGCUCCUGGUGUGUCUGAAGGAAGGAGGUUAUUCCCUCGGGAACAUGGCACCCAGCAUGGAAGAGGAGCCCUCGUUCCGCUGCGAGGACUGCGAUGAGCUCUUCCAGUCCAAGCUGGACCUGCGGCGCCACAAGAAGUACGGCUGCGGUGCCGUGGGGGCCCUGUACGACAGCCUCAGCGACGACAUCAAGCAGGAAGGGCUCGGAGAUGGACAGGUCUACGAGUGCAAGGACUGUGAGAGGAUGUUCCCCAAUAAAUACAGCCUGGAGCAGCACAUGGUGAUCCACACCGAGGAGAGGGAGUACAAGUGUGACCAGUGUCCCAAGGCUUUCAACUGGAAAUCCAACCUGAUUCGUCACCAAAUGUCUCACGACAGUGGGAAACGGUUUGAAUGUGAAAACUGUGUGAAGGUGUUUACGGACCCCAGCAACCUCCAGCGGCACAUCCGCUCGCAGCACGUGGGGGCGCGGGCCCACGCCUGCCCCGACUGCGGCAAGACCUUCGCCACCUCCUCGGGCCUCAAGCAGCACAAGCACAUCCACAGCACUGUCAAACCUUUCAUAUGUGAGGUCUGUCACAAAUCCUACACGCAGUUCUCCAACCUGUGCCGCCACAAGCGGAUGCACGCGGACUGCCGCACCCAGAUCAAGUGCAAGGACUGCGGGCAGAUGUUCAGCACUACCUCCUCCCUCAACAAGCACCGGCGCUUCUGCGAGGGCAAGAACCAUUACAGCCCCACCGGCAUCUUCGCCCCCGGCCUCCCCCUCACGCCCAGCUCCAUGAUGGACAAAUCCAAGCCCUCUCCCAACCUCAACCAUGCCAGCCUGGGCUUUAACGAGUAUUUCCCGUCCCGCCCGCACCCCGGUGGGAUCCCGUUCUCUCCAGCCCCUCCAGCCUUCCCCGCCCUCACCCCGGGAUUCCCGGGGAUUUUUCCGCCUUCUCUGUACCCCAGGCCCCCCUUGUUGCCACCCACGCAACUGCUCAAAAGUCCCCUCAACCACACUCCGGACGCGAAGCUCCCCAGCCCCCUCGGGAACCCGGCGUUGCCCCUGAUCUCCGCAGUGAGCAACAGCAACCAGGCUCCUUCAGGGGAGGAGAAAUGUGAAAGCAGCCUGGAAAACUCCUACCUGGAGAAGCUAAAAGCCAGGAACAGUGACAUGUCCGAUGGCAGUGACUUUGAGGAUGUCAAUACAACCACGGGCACGGAUCUGGACACCACGACUGGCACCGGCUCUGACCUGGACAGUGACGCGGAGAGUGACAGGGACAAAACGAAAGACAAGAGCAAACAAAUGGAGACCAAGCCAGAUUUUGUCAGCAGCUCGGUGUCUGCCAGUUCCACCAACACCACGAGCGAGAUCCCUCUCUUCUAUUCUCAGCAUUCCUUCUUUCCUCCCCCCGAGGAGCACCUGCUGCCCACCACGGGCGCUGCCAAUGACUCUAUUAAAGCUAUCGCCUCCAUCGCAGAGAAGUAUUUUGGGCCUGGCUUUAUGGGGAUGCAGGAGAAAAAGAUGGGUUCGCUCCCAUAUCAUUCCAUGUUCCCUUUCCAGUUCCUCCCCAAUUUCCCUCACUCCCUCUACCCUUUCACGGAGCGGGCCCUCAAUCACAACUUGCUGGUCAAGGCAGAACCAAAGUCACCCAGGGACCUCCACAAAGUCGGUGGCACCAGCUCGGAGUCCCCCUUCGAUCUCACAACGAAGCCAAAAGAGAUUAAGCCAAUCCUGCCGCCCCCCAAGGUCCUCCCAGCCCCGUCCUCAGGGGAGGAGCAGCCACUGGAUCUGAGCAUUGGCAACCGCAUCCGAGCCAGCCAGAACGGAGGGAGAGAGCCACGGAAAAACCACAUUUAUGGGGAGAGGAAGCUGAUGGCAAGUGAGGUCUUACCUAAGAUUUCCCAGUCCCAGCUGCCUCAGCAGCCUUCCCUGCACUACGCUAAGCCAUCGCCCUUUUUCAUGGACCCCAUCUACAGGGUGGAGAAGCGGAAGGUGACAGACCCCGUGGGUGCCCUCAAGGAGAAGUACCUGCGACCCUCCCCGCUGCUUUUUCACCCCCAGAUGUCGGCCAUCGAGACGAUGACGGAGAAACUGGAGAGCUUUGCAGCCAUGAAGGCCGACUCUGGCUCUUCCCUGCAGCCCCUUCCCCACCACCCCUUCAACUUCCGAUCGCCGCCGCCCACGCUCUCCGACCCCAUCCUGCGCAAGGGCAAGGAGCGCUACACCUGCAGGUACUGUGGCAAGAUCUUCCCACGCUCAGCCAACCUGACGAGGCAUCUGCGGACACACACUGGGGAGCAGCCUUACAGGUGA
This is a messenger RNA of Lonchura striata (white-rumped munia), 2460 nucleotides long. It is a transcript of the gene PRDM16, whose product is annotated as PR/SET domain 16. Lineage: Eukaryota; Metazoa; Chordata; Aves; Passeriformes; Estrildidae. The record is from RefSeq and is a predicted model, not a curated record. Gene Ontology annotation, molecular function: protein binding; histone H3K9 methyltransferase activity. Gene Ontology annotation, biological process: regulation of gene expression. Gene Ontology annotation, cellular component: nucleus.